CAUCCCAAUUCUACCGGGCCACAUACCUCCAUCAUGGCCGCACUACUUUCUCUUUCUGCAUUGGCAUUGCUCGGAGCAGGUGUCUCUGCUCAGACCUUCACAGGCACUGCUCAAGGUGGCUUCCCUGACUGUACCAAUGGCCCUCUUUCAAACAACACCGUCUGUGAUAAGUCCGCAGACCCAAUUGCAAGAGCCAAGGCUUUGGUCGCUGCGUUCACCGUCGCCGAGAAGCUCAACCUUACUGGAAACAACAGUCCUGGUGUUCCCCGACUUGGUCUACCUGUUUACCAAUGGUGGCAGGAGGCUCUUCACGGUGUUGCUUCAUCUCCUGGAGUCACAUUCAACGCCAGUGGACAGUUCGACUCUGCCACUUCUUUCCCCCAGCCCAUCUUGAUGGGUGCCGCGUUUGAUGACGACCUUAUUCAAUCUGUGGCUGAGGUUGUCAGUACUGAGGCUAGAGCUUUCAACAACUACGGUCGUGCUGGUCUCGACUUCUGGACACCGAACAUAGAUCCCAGAUGGGGCAGAGGCCAGGAGACUCCCGGCGAGGACCCUUACCAUCUCUCUUCUUACGUCCACGCCCUCAUUAUGGGUCUUCAGGGCGGCGAGGACCCCGAAAUCAGAAAGAUCACUGCUACUUGCAAGCAUUUCGCUGGCUACGACAUUGAGUCGUGGAACGGCAACCUUCGCUACCAAAACGACGUCCAGAUCCCCCAGCGUGAUCUAGUCGAGUACUAUCUGCCCUCUUUCCGUUCUUGCGCCAGAGACUCCAAUGUUGGAGCUUUCAUGUGCACAUACAGCGCCUUGAAUGGCGUUCCCACCUGUGCCGACCCUUGGCUUUUGAAUGACGUCCUCCGUGAGCACUGGAAUUGGACUAACGAGGAGCAGUGGGUCACCAGUGAUUGUGAUUCUAUCCAGAACAUCUUCCUGCCCCACAACUUCAGCGACACCCGCCAAGGAGCUGCUGCUGCCGCUCUCAAUGCUGGUACUGACCUCGACUGCGGUACCUAUUACCAGCACCACCUUCCUCAAGCCUACAGCGACGGCUUGAUCAACCAGACUACUGUUGACCAGGCUUUGGUUCGUCUCUACACUUCGCUCGUUCGCACUGGAUACUUCGAUGGUCCCAACGCCAUGUACAGAAACCUGACCUGGUCCGAUGUCGGAACUACCUACGCUCAGCAGCUCGCCCUCAAGGCCGCUGAGGAGGGUAUGGUCCUCCUUAAGAACGACGGUCUGCUUCCCUUGACUAUCACCAACGGCACUAAGAUCGCCGUCAUUGGAAGCUGGGCCAACGCUACCCAACAGAUGCAGGGCAACUACUACGGUGUCCCCACCUACCUCCACAGCCCCCUUUACGCUGCUCAACAAACUGGUGCCCAAGUCUUCUAUGCCGGAGGACCUGGUGGCCAAGGAGACCCUACUACCGACCACUGGCUUCCUGUUUGGACUGCUGCUGAGAAGGCUGAUAUCAUCCUCUACGUUGGUGGUGUUGAUAUUAGUGUUGAGGCUGAGGGUAUGGAUCGUGAGACCAUCAACUGGACUGGUGCUCAGGUCGAUAUCAUCGGCGAGCUCGCCAUGUACGGCAAGCCUAUGGUUCUUGCCCAGAUGGGUAAUCAGCUCGACAACACUCCUUUCGUCAACAACCCCAACAUCUCUGCUCUGAUCUGGGGUGGUUACCCCGGUCAGGAUGGUGGUGUUGCUCUUCUCAACAUCAUCACCGGAAAGGUCGCACCUGCUGGUCGUCUUCCCGUUACCCAGUACCCUGCCCACUACGUCGCCGACAUCCCCAUGACCGAUAUGACUCUGCGUCCCAACGAGACCACUGGCUCGCCCGGCAGAACCUACAAGUGGUACAACGGCACCGCCGUCUACGAGUUCGGUUACGGCAUGCACUACACCAAGUUCUCUGCCGACGUCUCUCCCAUGGCCAAGUCUUCUUAUGACAUUUCUUCCCUGCUUUCCGGUUGCACCGAGACCUACAAGGACCGCUGCGCCUUUGAGAGCAUCGCUGUUAACGUCCACAACACUGGCAACGUUACCUCAGAUUAUGCCGCCCUCGGAUUCAUCGCUGGUCAAUUCGGACCUUCUCCUUAUCCCAAGAAGUCGCUUGUCAACUACCAGCGCCUCCACAGCAUUGCUGGCGGUGCCUCCCAGACCGCCACACUGAACCUGACUCUUGGUUCGCUCGCUCGCAUUGAUGACCACGGCAACACCUAUCUCUACCCUGGUGACUAUGCUCUGAUGAUCGACACCAUGCCAGAGCUUACCAUGGUCAACUUCACCUUGACUGGCAACCCUGCUUGCCUCGACGAGUGGCCGCAGCCCCCAGCUGGUGGACCUACCAUCCCUCCUUCCGACUACUUCUACGGUGGCUACGGAAGCAGGGGCGAGUUCCCCGUUCUCGCUGCAUCCGAGGAGCUUGCUUAUGGAGCUUGA
Molecule: messenger RNA, 2439 nt
Organism: Aureobasidium uvarum
Lineage: Eukaryota; Fungi; Ascomycota; Dothideomycetes; Dothideales; Saccotheciaceae
Source: the annotation of a GenBank genome assembly